UAGUCAACAUUCUGUUGCUACAACCCAAACAGUCUGAAAACCUACAAAUUGCAAUGUGCAUCUAGUUUAAAAGAAAGCUAAACAUGUGUAGCGUACAACAAAUGCCCUGUGAAUUCAUAACUGGAGAGUGCGCAUCAGCCACAAUUGCCGUGUAGCGUGCAUUGCGAGCGCGCCGCUUCCACAUUACAGUUAACAAUUUUUGCGCAUGAUGAACAAUUGCAUCAACGUCUCAGAUGAAACCGUUUCUGUCGCGGUCAGCGUCAAUAGCGACGCAACGCCAGCGCAGCCGGAAUUCGUGCAUCUGACUGAGACGCGCCGUUAUAUUUAUAGAGUGAUUGCCGCCGUCGACGAUGAGAGCUUCAGCCGCCUUAUUAAUCGCCUGCUCAGACAGUUCGAGGGUGCCAUACGGGAGGAGCUGGAAAGCACACAGAACUCGCCGCUAUUGUGUCGCAAAUUGGCACGCAGCAUAAUUGGCCUCACACACCUAAUACAUACGCUACUGGUACGCCGUGCGCCAGAGAGCAGCAGUUGUCCCUCGAUCUGUGAGCGCUGGUGCUUCAUUGUGGCCAACUACAUUGCCUGCGAGUUGUGCGCCGCCCAGGAUCGUGUCGAGAACGAGCAGUCUAUCAUCGAGCGAAUCAGCAGUAUGCUCAGCUUAUAUAUUGAGCGCUCGGAUGUGGGCUCUGCUGUCUACAAGAAGAACACACUGUGCACACUGAUUGCGGUUCCAAAGCUGUUUGGCCAGGCGAACAUCAUUACCGUCUUCUACAGCCGGCUUUUCCCACAAUGGAGCACAGCUUUCAGCGAGCUUAGUCAGGCAGAGCUCCCAGAUAAAAUAUACAUCGAAUACAUCAUCAUAUUUUAUUACUGGCAACGUUUGGAGCGCAAUGGGGCGACCAAGCAGCGUAUUUUCGAAUUUGCGAUCAAAUUUAUGCGACCACGAUCCACGCUUCCUUACAAUCCCGCCUACAUCGAGCAUUUGCCCAAGUAUUCCGAUGCCAGCACGGCGACUCGUUGCAUUUUGGAAUAUCUAAGCGUUAAGCAGUGCUGCCGAGGAUUACAUUCUGCCAGCCGGCUGGACAAUCGAUCUCUGCAACCAAAUGAACUAAUUGUUGACUCCGAUGAGGAGGAUGCCGCUUCUGAAACCAGUUUAUUGUUGGUCAGCGUUUUGAUUUCAACACAACAACAGCAGCAGCAAUCGGUGCCACCGCCAGUGCCAGAUCCGCCUGAUUUUUUGAAGCGUCUCUGCUGCAAUGCGCGUCGUCUGGAGCCAGAGAAACGUGCGGCGGCCUUGCAUCGAGGCUUCGACAGCACGAGCGAAGUUGUGAAUCUCUGUCAGUCGGACGAGGAAGAGGAAAUGUUCUCGCUCGACUUUAGUGUGCCGGCCAAUGUAGAUAGCGAUGUUGGAGCGGAAGGAGACGAUGACUAUGUGCCCACAACACGCAUCUAUCCCAGCAAUUUGCGCACAUAUCAGCGUGUGACAAGUAGCGCCACAACCAUAGCUUCCCCUGCCUCUGACGUAGCGAUUUACACAAUACCGCGCAUUGUCAACAGCUACAGUUUUCGUCGGGAUAGUCUGCAUAUUGUGUCAACAACUCAGGUCUUGCCAUACCAUGUCGAUCAGUGCGUCCAAACGGCGGAGGAGGUGGAGGAGGAGGAGGAGCAGGAGGAGCAGCAGCAGCAGCAGCAGCAGCGGGAGCAGGAGCAGCAGCAGCAGAUGCUUAGCUUUGAUAACAAUGAUGCCAUAUCCAGUUGUAUGCCUUACUCCGAAACGAGACCGUCUGACAGCACAACAGCCACCGAAUUGAUCUAUGAAGACAGCUUCACAAGCAGACAAAGCAGCCAGGACAGUACACAAAUUGAAUUGAAUGACAAUCAUCUACACUGCCAUCAGCCAUCUAGUCGUAAUAGCCAUAGUAGCGAUGCGUCGCUGCAAAAGAAACAGGUCACAUUUAGUGCACAACAUUUGCCCGCCUCCAGCAGAUCCCAGUCAAAGCAAUGCAUUACAUCUAUGAAGCCGUCAAUUAAACGUUACAAAAAUGCGAAUAAUACAUCACCAAGCUCAUCUAUGGAUUACAUAGAAUCCCUCAAAUUGAUGGGCCGCAAAGAACAUUUGCUUGCCGGCCAGCGUAUGUUUAGCAAACUGGAAUCGAAGAAUAUCUGUGAUAAAGGAACUAUCAAUUCGAUGUCUUCCAGCGGCCGCCAUGCGCGAAAAGCACCACUUAAGAAGCAGACAUGCUCAACAAUCACAAUAGCCAGGCCCACACCCAAACUCACAUUCACGACCAUGUCCACGUCCCCGCGCACACCGAUACCCACCAUUCAGUGUACGCCGACGACCAGCAAUGCCUCAAGUGGCACGCCGACACCGCAACUGAACCGAAUUCAGGCGAGAGGACCACAACGUUCACUGCCCACACCGCCAGCAUCCACGCACAGUUCGAUUGACACAUGUCUGCGUCAUCCGAAAUCGUCCGAGCACCUUCAGCACUCAGCUGACUUUCAGCAGGUGCAAGCUUUGGGCAGGAAAUAUAAAUUCAGCCGUCGGAAGUUCACCGAUAGCUCCCCGGAAAAUGUGGAGUUCUACAAUAGUCUUCUCAAAUUACAGCGCAGCAAACUGCUGGCGAAGCGACAAUCCAAUGCUAAAGUGCCGCCUCCAAAGUCUGAACUGAAGCUCAAGAAGCAACUGAUUGCGGCAAAUAUAAAGGUACGUGAGGAUAUCGAGAGGCUUGAGGGCGAAGUGGAGUUAAUCAAGAGGCAUGCGGUGCAGACACGAGCAGAUAUGAUUGCAGCGAUGUCAAAGGUUGUUGUAAGAUUGAAGCGUUGUCACAUUGAAGACUUUGCAAUGCCGCGUAGCAGCGUGGAGGAAGACAGAAAUGAGGUAACAACGCAACUUAUCCGGCCCAAGAAGGCUAAGGUGACCAGAAGACGGCGUCACAAGCCAUGGACGCGAAAAAAACACAUGAAUAAGGAGACACAGCUGGCUCUGGUGGCAACUUCAAUGUCCGCAUCUGCAACUGCAACAGCCAUAAGUCCUGUACCUGCUGCCGAACUUGCUCCUAUUCCUGUUCCUGCCACUGUUUCUGCUGCCGUUCCUGCCACUGUUUCUGCCACCGUUCCUGCCAAAGUUCCUGACCCUGUUCCUGACCUUAUUCCUAACCCUGCUCCGGUCCCUGUACCUGCCCCAGAAUCUGCAAGUGCUACUUCCCCGGCUGAGUUGGACUGCAUUGCCGCCUACGUAACGUUGGCAAACAAUGGCGAAUGCUGCACCGAUGAUGAUACCAUGGCGGGACCGUGUAGCGUUGUAGCCGCACACGAGAUCGUUGUGGCCUCCAGUAAUGUACCUGUGUAUUUGCUCAAUGGCGAAAGUCGGGAUGUGAUGACGCCGGUACCGGCAUCCUUCGCCAACGAUGCGGUUGCAACCGAACCGUAACAUUCGAUUCAUGAGAUGGUGCGCGAGACACGUAUGUGGAAUCUAACUGGCCGUUGGCUGCUUUUAACUUUAGUCUAUAAUAUAUACGUAUACACAUAUAUCUCUAUAUAUUUUUGUUGAUAUUUUAAUGAAGCCUGUUUAAAAUAUUGAAAGGAAUAUUUCGUAAUAAUUAAUUUUAAGAGUAAUUUAAUGAAUUGUUGAACUUUAUCAUUAAUUGACAACAUCAUUUUGCGUAGUAUUUGCCGAAUGGACAAUGAUCCAAAGCUUUAAGUUUAUAUGUUUUUCGUUUUUAAACUGUAAUAUAUAUGUAUAGAUAACAUGUUGUUUUUAAAUUUUUAAUUUUGUCCCAUAAUUUUUGAAACCCGGAUGUCCAAUGCAAUAAGUAUCCUUAAGCAUACUUAAAACAUGAGAUUAGUCACAAUUGUUCUGGAUUGAUAUUUUAC
Molecule: messenger RNA, 3876 nt
Organism: Drosophila grimshawi
Lineage: Eukaryota; Metazoa; Arthropoda; Insecta; Diptera; Drosophilidae
Exons: 7
Coding region: 206-3433 (1075 amino acids)
Source: RefSeq, a predicted model, not a curated record